GGAAGCCUCAACAGGAGCCGGCCUAGCGCGCCUCCUGGUUACCGAGGCAACCGACUUCUUAGGCAAGGCCAGCCCAGCCUAGUAAGAGGAGGCGGUGUCGGCUGCCGCAGUCCGGAAGCAACCGAGAGGACGACGACAGCGGCGACGGCGGGCAUGAUGCCAGUCAUAGGAGAGGCGGAGGUUUUGAUGCGACAAGCCACACGGGAGAGGCUGCAGAAGUUCGCCCAACUAAGAGGCAAAACUGUGCAGCCUAGAACAUUCUGGGAUAUUGUUAUAAUAACAGCAGUUGACAAAAAACAAGAAAUAGCUUACCAGCAACAAUUAUCUGAAAAGCUGAAAAGAAAGGAGCUCCCUCUUGGUGUUCAUUACCAUGUUUUUGUUGAUCCUCCUGGACCAAAAAUUGGAAACGGUGGAUCGACGCUUCAUGUCCUUCAGUGCUUAGAAGAGCAUUAUGGUGAUAAAUGGGAUUCUUUUACUGUCAUAUUAAUUCAUUCUGGUGGAUAUAGUCAACGUUUACCAAAUGCAAGUGCCCUGGGAAAAAUAUUCACAGCUUUGCCUUUUGGGGACCCAGUUUAUCAAAUGCUGGAUUUAAAAUUGACUAUGUACAUUGAUUUUCCCACCUACAUGAGUCCAGGCAUCCUGAUUACUUGUGCAGAUGAUAUUGAACUUUAUAAUAUUGGAGCAACAGAAUUCAUAAGAUUUGAUCAGCCUGGAUUUACUGCAUUAGCUCAUCCUUCCAGUUUGACCACUGGCACGACUCAUGGUGUGUUUGUACUAGAGCCGUCAUCACAUUUGACAGAAAAAGGAGAACUCGAAUACAGAACUUGUCAUCAUUUCUUACAUAAGCCUAGCAUUGAAAGGAUGUGUCAGUCUGGAGCAGUAUGUGAAAGAAGUAAUUAUCUGGCAUCUUCUGGAGGACCGGAAAACUCACUAGUCAUUUCUAAGUAUGUAUAUACAGAUAGUUUAUUUUACAUCGAUAACACCACUGCAAAACUACUUCUGGCAUUUUAUAAACAGAUGGGCACACUGUGCUGUGAAAUAGAUGCCUAUGGUGAUUUUCUCCAGGCAUUAGGGCCUGGAGCAACACAAAGUUAUACAAAAAGCAUAGAAAAUGCCACAAAAGAAGAAUCGGGACUAGUGGAAAUAAGGGAGAAAAUAUUUGAACUUUUAAAAGGAUUGCCCCUUAAUGUCAUACUGUUAAAUAAUUCCAAAUUCUAUCACAUUGGGACUACUUGUGAAUAUUUGUUUCAUUUCACUUCUGAUAGCAAGUUAAAAUUGGAAAUGGGGUUGAUGCCAAAUGUGUUUAGCAUCUGUCCAAACAAUGUGGAGGACUUGGGGAAAUCAGCAUGUAUCAUUCAUAGUAUACUCGGUUCAAGGUGUUCUGUUGCACCUGGCUCAAUUGUUGAGUACUCUAGGCUGGGACCAGAGGUUUCAGUGGGACCUAACAGUAUUAUUAGUGGCUGCUAUAUUGACACAAAAGCAGACAUCCCUCCUAAUACUUUCAUAACUACACUAAGCAUAAGGAUUGAUGGAGAACUAAUGUAUGUGAGCAUGGUGUUUGGUACAGAAGACAACCUGAAAAAGAAAGUGACAAAUUUGGCAGAUGCUCACUUACUAAAUUUUUUGGGAAUCAGCCUUGGACAGUGCUUAGAGCUCUGGGGCUUGAGCAUUUCAGACAAGCUCUUUUCCGGUGACAAAACAUGCCUGGGUUUAUGGACAGUUCGGAUUUUCCCUAUUUGCUCCACUUUAAGUGAUUCAGUGAAAAUGUCAUUAGGCAUAUUAAACUCCGUGCAGCAAAAGUUGCCUUUUAAAUUGAAUGGUUGUAAGCUCUUGUCUGUUGAAGAAAUGCUUCGCCACAAAGAUGUAGAAGACAUGUUGAAGUUCAGGCAGCAACUUUAUGAAGAAAUCAGUCUGCAUAAAGUGAAAAAGAAAUCUGAUUUGUAAAAGUGUAUGAAAAUAGUACAUUCUUUAAUUUGAAGAGGAUUGAUUGCUUUCAAGCUUGCAGAAACCCAGAAGCAAGCAGUACACAUACUUUUUUUUUCAUUGAAGUAGAAAUAAUGAAACUGCAUUAACAGUGUUAUUGUAGCAUAACAUUAAUAAUGCAAAAAUGCAGAUAAACUAUUCUUUUGAUAAAAAAAUAAUGAAAUAUUUCAAAUCUAUAAAAACGCAAAGAGGCAAAUAGCUGUCCAUUAUUGUUGUUAUGUUUUCAGUUUUUAUUAAUUCAAGUGAGGAAUGGAACUUAUUUAGAAGUUUGAUUGAAAACCACUUAAAACUUUUUCAAAGAAGAGUGUUACCUCUAGCAACACUUUCCCUCUUUUCAGGCUUGUUUGGUUUAAGCAGGCAAAACACUUGUGCAUUUGAAUGUGUCUGUUCAAUCUUUGUUGAACAACCAUUAAGCUAUCAGAAUGACAGUUGGUAUGCCUGUUCACAGCAUCAUUCUACAUUUCAUGUGCAAACAUAUUUUCAAACAUUUGCCUGUAGCUUUAAUAUAUUUUAGGCACCAGCUGUUUAUUAAAAUCCUAAGCAGGUCUACUCAGAAAUAAAGCUUUUAGAGGACAGUUGGAUUUGCUUUCUAGUGAAAUGUGCAUGGAAUUGUAGCAUAACACAGCAAUCCAAAGCAUGUGUAUUCAGGGAUUUACACUUUUCCCCAGUAAGCGUGUUCAGGAUAUGACAGACUUAUUCACCAAAGUUUUAGGCUGGCUUUUUGGACUUUUUAUGUGUUGUGAUGCUGCCAUUUUGUGAUUUGUUUUGUAUAAUGAUCUUACUUUGAUUUUUGUUGUGAUUUUAAAAUGCCUUUGUAAAUUGUUUUGGGCAUAUAUCUGAUCCAAAAGCAGAAUAUAAUGAAUUAAGAUAAUAAAAUA
Molecule: messenger RNA, 2861 nt
Organism: Rhineura floridana
Lineage: Eukaryota; Metazoa; Chordata; Lepidosauria; Squamata; Rhineuridae
Gene: FPGT
Product: fucose-1-phosphate guanylyltransferase
Exons: 4
Coding region: 154-1944 (596 amino acids)
Molecular function (GO): transferase activity, transferring phosphorus-containing groups
Source: RefSeq, a predicted model, not a curated record